CUAUGAUUCGUUAGCCAUUUGUCAUCAGGAAGUCAUACAGCUUCAUUAUUGAGGAAACGAGAAUGGCACUAGUGUUCAAAACCUUGAUACUUGUUUUGGUGACAAUAUCGACCAAUGGAUUUCUGAUGUCGAAUACAACGAGCGCACCAUGUAGAGACGACCAGCCGAACUGUCAGAUUUUAGACGACAACUUCGCAGUAUGCAAAGAUCCACAAAAGGCAAGGGAAUUGUGUAGGCGUUACUGCAAUUUCUGUGACACAGUCGAUGGCGAUUGGUCAGUUUGGGGCACGUGGGGUGGAUGUGACGUCACAUGUGGAAAUGGGACAAGAAGACGCACUAGAUCCUGUAAUAACCCUGCGCCUGCUCAAGGUGGGAUGUAUUGCGAAGGGUCUUCCACAGAAACGAGCGAUUGUGGAAUCAACAAAUGUCCAGGUUCAAUUGAGUAA
Messenger RNA from Mya arenaria, 446 nucleotides. Its product is annotated as ectin-like. The transcript has 5 exons. The record is from RefSeq and is a predicted model, not a curated record. The coding region runs from base 63 to 446 and encodes 127 amino acids. NCBI's taxonomy places the organism in Eukaryota, Metazoa, Mollusca, Bivalvia, Myida, Myidae.